AUGUUACUCCCGAGAGACGAGCCCCGAUCUUACGCCCGAGAGACGAGCCCCGAUCUUACGCCCGAGAGGCGAGCCCCGAUCUUACGCCCGAGAGACGAGCCCCGAUAUGAUACGCCCGAGAGACGAGCCCCAAUAUGUUACACCCGAGAGACGAGCCCCAAUAUGUUACACCCGAGAGACGAGCCCCGAUAUGUUACGCCCGAGAGACGAGCCCCGAUCUUACGCCCGAGAGACGAGCCCCGAUAUGAUACGCCCGAGAGACGAGCCCCGAUAUGUUACGUCCGAGAGACGAGCCCCGAUAUGAUACGUCCGAGAGACGAGCCCCAAUAUGUUACACCCGAGAGACGAGCCCCGAUAUGUUACGCCCAAGAGACGAGCCCCGAUCUUACGCCCGAGAGACGAGCCCCGAUCUUACGCCCGAGAGACGAGCCCCAAUAUGAUACGCCCGAGAGACGAGCCCCAAUAUGUUACGCCCGAGAGACAAGCCCCAAUAUGUUACGCCCGGGAGACGAGCCCCAAUAUGUUACACCCAAGAAAUGA
Messenger RNA from Knipowitschia caucasica, 540 nucleotides. Lineage: Eukaryota; Metazoa; Chordata; Actinopteri; Gobiiformes; Gobiidae. The record is from the annotation of a GenBank genome assembly.